Messenger RNA from Lucilia sericata (common green bottle fly), 1449 nucleotides. RefSeq names its product poly(U)-specific endoribonuclease homolog. The coding region runs from base 298 to 1200 and encodes 300 amino acids. The transcript is spliced from 5 exons. NCBI's taxonomy places the organism in Eukaryota, Metazoa, Arthropoda, Insecta, Diptera, Calliphoridae. Gene Ontology annotation, molecular function: RNA endonuclease activity. The record is from RefSeq and is a predicted model, not a curated record.
AAUCAAAUAAUGAUCUCAAAUCAAAACACGGAAUGUUUUAAACAAAAACUAAAAAUAUUAAAACAAAUUGUCAAAUAUACAAAAACAGUUGAAAGAGUGAAAUCAAAAGAAGAGACGCGGCGGAUAAGAAAAAAAACACGAAAAUUAAAAAAAAGAUAAAAUAUACUCGUAGUUAAAGUGAAAUAAUAAUUAAACAGAAAAAAAGUAAUUAAUAUAUCUAUGAUAAAUGGAAAAAAGUGUAAUUAACUAAUUAACGUUAGUGCAAAAAACAACGAAAAACAACAAAGUAUCGCUAAGAUGCCAAGCCCCAACAACAACAGUAGCAUCCCCACCGUCACUACUACGGCGGAAGAGGAAAAAUGUGCCAAAAUAAAACGUUUCAUAGUAUUUGGAGUUUUGGCCGCAUUGGCCAUUAUAGGCUGGCAUUUAUAUGAACAUUUCAUGUAUGAUCCCUCCUCAAAAGAACAUGUCACUCCCACAGAACAUGAAAUACACGAAUUUACCCGAAAUCUCUAUGAACUAGAAAUGCAACAUAAUCCGUAUUUAGCGAAAGUUAAUUUUCAGGGUAAAACCAAGGCCUCCUAUCGUGAUGAUAGAGCACCACAACCUCUCUUACAGGUCAAUGAAGAUCUGCUGUCUUUAAACGAUGUCAAAACUAUAGCUUUAAUGCGUCGUUUAUUUGAUAACUAUGAAUUGGAUACCCAUGCCAUUGAACAGGUAACACCCGAAGAGGAACAAGAAGAAUUGGAUUUUCUUAAAGCUGUCCUCGAUACACCCAUUAUGAAGAAAACUAUGAAAUUUUUGGAAUUUAAAGGAGCUGUAACCAACAACUAUAAUACACAAUUACAACUCUUAAAAGACACCUGGUUCAUACAGUACUCUCGAGGCCAAGGACGUAUUGGUAGUUCGGGCUUCGAACAUGUUUUCAUGGCAGAAAUACGUGAUCACAAUGUUUUAGGUCUACACAAUUGGGUGUAUUUUAAUGAACAGGAAAAAUUGGGUAAUUUGGAUUAUAAAGGCUAUAUCAGUAAAGUGGAUUUGGAAAAGGAUUCCCAUUAUCUUACAGCCAUUCGUUUUAAUUUUCACAAUAUAAACAAAGCCUAUAACACUUUACUAGUGGGUACUUCACCGGAAUUGGAAUUGAGUUUAUACACCACUUGCUUUCUCUUGAGUGUGGGUAAGCCCUGCUCUGUGCCAUAGAAAAGUAAUUUAAGAAAUAACUAUGUCAUUCUGAAUGCAAAUUUUUUAUAAAAAUGAGGCUUUUUUCUUUUAAGUAUAUAGGUUUUUUUUGUAUAUUUGAUUAAUUUAUAAUAAAUUAAAUUUAUUUAUAAUUUUUUUAUUUAAAUAAAACUUAUUACAUAACACGAUUAUUACAAUAUUCAUAUAUAAUGUACAGCUGUAUUUUUAAAAAUCGAAUAAAUUUAAAUAGAAUUACAUACUCGAACCGAA